Molecule: messenger RNA, 849 nt
Organism: Salvia hispanica
Lineage: Eukaryota; Viridiplantae; Streptophyta; Magnoliopsida; Lamiales; Lamiaceae
Source: RefSeq, a predicted model, not a curated record
AUGUCGAACAAUGACAACCCGACCAUGGCAGUGACUAUGAUUGAGAACGGGGCAUUUCUCUACAUCGAGAGGCCAGCAAACCCCGAGACGCUAAGAUACCUAUGGCAGCAUGUGGCGAGGGAGACCAUGCGCGUGAUGAGAGAGCGCGAAAGGCUGAUAAUGGAAAACUGUAACAACUUUUUCAGUAUGGAUAAAGGGAAGCGUAAAGGAAACGAUUACUAUAACAAAAAAUACGUUGAAAACGAUCACAGCUUCGAUAAUAGUAUGCUGAGCCAAGGAAAUGUGAAGAGAAAGAUGUGUACCGAAUGGACUAAAGAGCUACACGAGAAAUUUGAGGAGGCUAUUUAUCAAUUAGGGGAUGGAAAUAUCUUUCCAAAUGAGAUAGCGAAGAAGAUGAAUGUGCCUGGCCUACAGAGAAUGCAAAUUGCGAGCCAUCUUCAGAAAAUUCGCCAAGCUGACGACGAAGACCCAGAGUCAACCCAAACGGAUCCCAAGUCAUCUGAUGGUAAGAGGUCCAGCAACAAGCGGAGGCGGUUUGGGCGCAUGCCACGAUCCAUGCUGGCCAAAUUAAAAGAGCGGGCCCACAUUCAUUCAUCGAAUAGCGAGAUGGAGGGUAGGGUUACUGAAUCAAGCGAUGGUGAGGGGGCAAGCCACAAGCCAAGUCGGUUCGGGUCCAUGCCCAAAAUUAUGGAGGCCAAUUCAAUAGACCGGGUCGAUGAUCAUGGAUCGAGAUUUGAAAUGCAGGCUGUGGCUAAUGAAACAGGGAUGGCUAACCAGCCCUCAUAUGAACAAGAAGAUAUCUUCAAUAAUUUAGAGGCCUUCCUAAUUAACCCAAAAAUCAACAUUUGA